UCAGGGCCUCCCCCGCAAAUCCCCGCGGCCGGGGAGGGGCGGGCGGCUGGUUCCAGUGUGUGUGAGCUUCCCGCCGGCCGCGCCCUCUGCGUCCACGCCUGUCGGGCAUAUGUGGCAGGGUGGGCGCAAGGCCAGUUGGUGAGGUGGAGGGAUGGGAGGGCUGAGCUGUUUUCCCUUGGAGCCCUGGUGGCGCAGCUGUUAAGAGCCAAGGCUACUAACCAAAAGGUCGGCCGUUGGAACCCGACAGCCGCUCCUUGGAAACCCCAUGGGGCAGUUCUACUCUGUGCGACAGGGUCGCUGUGAGUCGGAAUCGACUCGAAGGCAGCGGGUUACGGGAGCUCUUUUCCUUCCAAUUUUGUCUAAUAGCUUCCCCAGCGGCGUGCUGUGGUACCUGAAUGUGUACUUUUCGAGCUGUCACGCCUCUAUAGGAAUCAUUUUCCCAUUCCUGAGGAUGACCUUAUUAAAAACACAGCCCACCUUGUCAUUAUUGAGAUAACCUGUUUGUAAUUUAUAUUAUUACAUAGCUUCAUUGUAUUAUCGUCUUUUGGGUCCAAGCUGUGGACCCACCUUUUAGGACUUCAGUUAUUAACCGAUUACUUUAUUGAAUGCCUACUCACCAUGGGCCAGAUACUUGACCUCUUGAGCUUAACUGAGCUGUAAUAUAGUUUAUACUUUGAGAGACUCUGAGAGGUCAUUAGUAUAUAAAUGCUACACCCAAGGAAGGGCACGCAUUAUUGCAACAUUAUUAUAAUUACUGUAAUACUAGGAACUGUGGAGGCAUAGCUGGAAAGAGCCAGGUUCUGAUCUUCCAGAGUCUUACCGGUUGGUGGGGAGACGUGCAAAGACAAUUGCAAUGUGUUGUUUCAUGAAGGUAUUCUGAGGUAUGCUACCAAAAAAAAAAACACAAAGAGCUUAAAAAGUUUGGGUUUUAAGAGCUUAAAGGAAAGACAGUUACAACCACCUGCAGGAGUAAGAGAAAGCCUAAGAGGCCCUUUGACUCUUCACUUCAGCCACCUAGAAUGGAAUUAUGACCUUGCGUGAGCAGGUGUUUCUUCUGAAGGUUUUGUGAGUAAAGUGCCUUUGUCGUCCCUUUGAAUUCUUUACUAUGUAUUUGAAUAUUAGCCCUUAUGUUUUCUUUCCCGUUUAAAAAAAUAGCUCUGAUGUGUUAUCAUUUGUAAAUGUUAAAGUUUGUCCUGUUCUAAAAUGCAUUUCUCUCUCCAGUAACCCAGCACGUUACUGUGCUUUGGCCUUUGUGCUCUUGGCCACUCCUGCCCUCUGGGCCCUCUGUUUUUUUCUCUCUCCUCCCAAAGCUGAUUGGAGAAUUUUUACUAUUUAUUGUUUUUACCAAAUAAAAACACAUCAACUUAAAAAAAAUAAUCGAAAGAUUGCUAGAUGAUUAGAUACAGCUCCAUUUUUCGUUUGUUUGUUUUUUAACUGAUUUUCCCCCUGUGACUCAAUGGCUUUUGUAAAGGAGAGAUUAGAUUCCUCCUAUUAAAAAUGCCUGGAGAAAAUUAUGUGGAGGUAGGGAGGAGGGCAGUGACGUCACUAGGAGGGUGCGGACUGCACCAGGUAACAGGGGGUGACAACAAAAUGACUGUCUAAAAAACUUUGGUACAGUAUUUCAGCAGAAAUUUGUUUUUUAUAAAGAUAUCCCUAUGCUUAGUUAUAACCAAAAAAAUUUUUUGUAAGCCCAGUUUGCAUGUAUUAAUACACUUACAAGGCUAAACUCUAUGCUAACUUACUUUUUGAACCUUCUAAUGACCUGGUCGCAUAGUGGGUAAGUGCUACGACUGCUAACCAGAAGGUUGGUGGUUCAAAUCCACCAGGCGCCCGUUGGGAUCCCUACGGGACAGUUCUUCUCGGUCCUGUAGGGUCGCUAUGAGUUGGAAUCGGCUCGACGGCAACGGGUUUGGUUUAAUGAACUCCAGGAAUAGGAGUCCUGGUGCCCCAGUGGUUAAGAGGUUGGCUGCUAACCUAACGGUCAGCAGUUCGAAUCCACCAGCCGCUCCUUGGAAACUCUACAGAGAAGUUCUACUCAAUUCUGUAGGGUCACUAUGAAUCGGAAUUGACUCCAUGGCAACAGGUUUGGGUUUUUUGGUUAAUGCACCGGGAGCCCUGGUGGCGUGGUGCUUAUGUGCUCAGCUGCUAACCAGAAGGUCAGGGGAUCGAGCCAACCAGCUCCUCUUUGGGAGAAAGAUGUGGCAUUCUGUUGCUGUAAAAAUUACAGCCUUGGAAACCCUGAGAUAGUUCUACUCUGUCCUGUAGUGGAAUCAACUCCACGGCAACGGGUUGAUCUUUUUUUUAAUGGGCCCCGGUAAGAGAUACCGUUAUCACCCAAUUACAAUGGCGUGUCAAAUUAUCUGGUUUCAUCUGCACGGGCAACAAACGUGCUGUUGUUUUUAUUCUGCUGGUGUUUUUAUAGUUGCUAAUUUUGUCAAAUUUUCUGGUGUAUUAGUUACAAUAUUGUGGUAGUUAGUGUUUGUGAACGUAUGUCAAUAACUUCUUUGAGAAUGAAGUAGCAAUUAAAGGAAAAAGAGAAAAAUAAAAAAGGCUUCCGCUUAGUUACCAGUAAGGUAAUUAAUAAUGUUGUAAUUAAAUGUAGAAAAAUUUUACAAAAUAAUUUUGCUAUUUAUAUGCUCUAAGAAAUAUUACCUUUAAGCAAUUUACAAUAUCAUGUUAUUCUUUGAUUAAAAUUGCUAAUAAACUUACAUGUAUAAGUUAUUGAUUUAUAUAACUCUGAUAACUAAAUAGAGAAAUUGACAGUUUAAAACAUGAAGUAGGGAAAAAUGCUGUGUUUCUUGACAUGUGUUUAGAAAUAUAGCUUAAAUCUUAAAUUCAGUUUUUUUCAAUUUUAGUCUUUUUUAACUUGAAAAACAUCACUCUCUUGCAAUCAUAAGUCUGACUUUAAUGAAAUUUUCAGGGUUAAAGUUUGAAUUCUGGUUUAAAGGAAGAGUGACACAUUAAAAAGUGACUUGGCAAAAGGCAGUGAAGGCCAGGAAAGGAAAAUUCUGAUGUAGUUAAAUGUUCACUAAGUGCUGAAAUGCUUGUGUAUUUCUUCUUGUUUAUUUUUAUAGUAUUGUUUCAUUUAUUAAUAUAUUUCCAUGUGUAUUUGUCUGUAACUUCUACGUUAUUAUCAGUUAUCUAACCCUAAUCCAUUAAUGUAUCUUGUGUAACGGUAAAGUUUAAUGUUAAAAUGGACAUAAUUUUGAUGUAGUCCUUAAAUGUUUUUACUUUGAAGUCUAUUGUUUUCUUACCAAACUUUCACUUUCACCACACGAAACUAUGUAAAUGUGAAUACAUUUAGGCUGUGCAUAUGACAUUGUGAUUUAAAGGUUAAUUCUAAUUUUGCUACUUGUUUAUGUCACUACUUUUGCCAUUACAUUCAGUGAUGUGUGGAAAUUAGGAUUUACAACUAACGUUAGUACAAAAAACAUUACUAAGGACUCUAUAUUCUCUAUGGUCUGGUAUAGAACGAGGUCCGUGGAGGGGGGUGGGCCUGACACCACGAUUUACCUCACUGGUGACACCUACCCUAGUGAUGCAACUUUGAAGGGUAAAUCAAAAUAUGGAAUGGUUUCAAGUACAAAUCGAUUCAAGAUCAGAGCCUGAAGCAUUGUUUAAGUAAUCAGCAAGAAAACCAAAAUUAUAUUGAGAGAUGUGACCAAUGCUAAUAUAAAUGCAUUGCCAUUGAUUGAGUCAAUUCUGACUCUUAGAGACCCUAGGUUAACAUAUAGAGGCUUCUAAUUCUUAAGACUUUUCAGGUUUCAAAUGUCAAUAAAUCAGUUACUUAAAUUAUCUAUACACAAGCUAUUUCUGUUUUAGGGAAACUAUCAGCAAGAUGCUAACUUUUCCAAUGACCAAUGAGGAGAUUAUCUUGGAAAAGGCAUAGAAAGGAUUUUGUUCUAGGUAGCGGUCAUUGAAAAAGCUUGUGUAAUGUCAGUAUUGCUGAUAGACUUGUCAGAAUCUGGUUAUUUUAGCUAUUUAGGACACUGUGUGUAUAAAGUUAUGAGCUUGAUCUACCUUAAUGUGGGCCAGUUAGCUUCAUUCUGUUUUGAGGUAAAAGGUCUCUCUAAUCCUAAAUGUACACGUUAGAAAAAAAAUUUUACAAGUACAUUUGAUACUUGUAAGGAGGCCAUGCAUAAAACUCAUUAGUGCUGGAAAAACAAUAUAUGCCAUAAUGAACAGAAUGUUGAGUAUGCCACUUCUACGUAAAAGACGCUAUCAUAAACUCCAUAUUGCAUUUUCUGUAUCUAAAACAUCAGGUUGGUGAUUCAUCUUCAUGUGAACAUAACCCAUGAAAUUAUAGAAUUCAGCUUCAUUCAAUGUUUAUUGAGAACCUCAAUAAGUAGGACAGUAUUUUAAAAGUUACAUAGGAUCUUUAAAAAAACAGUGCUGCAAUAAAUGGGUCAUCACAGAUAAUAAAGAUACUUUAAACUAUUCCCCACUGGAAACCAAAAUUAAGGACCAGACAGUGGACUAAAAUUUCCAUAUAAAAAGAGCUCAAGGCUUGUAAAUUUUUUUUUCCUGGUGAAUUAGGAUGCGUAGGCCUGGGGCCAGGAAAUCUAUAAUUUUUAACAAUCUCCCUAGAUGAUUUUAAUGUAUUCUAAAGUUCAAGAACCACUAAUCUUGUCAGGGAAAAUACUAGUCUUAUGAUUUUAGGAUUUUUGUUUGUUUCUCUGAAUAUUGUGGGUUUUUCUCCUUAUUUUGUUAGCAACCUUUCCUCUCGACCUCACAAAAACUCGACUCCAAAUGCAAGGAGAAGCUGCUCUUGCUAGGCUGGGAGACAGUGCAAGAGAACCUGUCCCCUAUAGGGGCAUGGUUCGCACAGCCCUAGGGAUCAUCCAAGAGGAAGGCUUUCUAAAGCUUUGGCAAGGAGUGACACCCGCCAUUUACAGACACGUAGUUAAUCAUAUCCUUGGCACUUGACUGAAAAGUUGCGUUAGUAACUUUCCCAAUAAAGCUACUUAUUCAACAAAAUGUCUGCUAUGUACCAAGCUCUGUGUUACGAUUUAUAGAAAAGAUGUGGAAUCUGCCUCGAGGAGCUCACAGUCUGAUGGAAAGAUAAGCAAGAAAGUCAUGUUAAUCUCAAAUCAAAUAAUAAGUUUCAUUAUAGGCAUGUGCUUGGGUAGCUCUGGGGGAACAGAAGAGACACAUGAGAGGUAUAAACAAGCAAACAGGAAACCUAUAACAUUGGGGGAAAGGUCAUAGAGCACUUCCAAGAAAACAUGUCUGAGUUGAGUUUAGAAAGACUAGGAGGAGAUAGCCAAGCAGAGAAGGGAGAAUCCAUUAUAAAGAGAUGGGACAGUGAGCAGGAAAGGCUGAGGCUUAAAAAGGUGUGGCACAUUUGAGUAAAUGUCAGGAAGGCCAUGUGGCAGGAGCAUAGGGGGCACGAGAGAAAGACAGCUAGAGAGACAGACUGGGCUAGAUCAGAAUGUCCUUUUUAUUAAACAUAUCACUGAAUUCACCUUUUUAAUGAUGUUUUACACAGUGUAUUCUGGAGGUCGAAUGGUCACAUAUGAACAUCUCCGUGAGGUUGUGUUUGGCAAAAGUGAAGAUAAGCAUUAUCCCCUUUGGAAAUCAGUCAUUGGUGGGAUUACGGCUGGUGUUAUCGGCCAGUUUUUGGCCAACCCAACUGACCUAGUGAAGGUUCAGAUGCAAAUGGAAGGGAAGAGGAAACUUGAAGGAAAACCAUUGCGAUUCCGUGGUGUGCAUCAUGCAUUUGCAAAAAUCUUAGCAGAAGGAGGAGUACGUGGGCUUUGGGCAGGCUGGGUGCCCAAUAUACAAAGAGCAGCCUUGGUGAAUAUGGGAGCCCAGAUCUCUCUUCAAGUUCCAGCUACCUACGCAGCAUCUUCAUGUGGAUAUCUCAAAUACAGCACUUCGAAUGUGUCCAAACCAAACUUGUUAAACCAGACAACUCCUCUGUUUUUCAUAAGCUUAAAAUAUGACUUAACUACUUAUGACACAGUGAAACACUACUUAGUAUUGAAUACACCACUUGAGGACAAUAUCAUGACUCAUGGUUUAUCAAGUUUAUGCUCUGGACUGGUAGCUUCUAUUCUGGGAACACCCGCUGAUGUCAUCAAAAGUCGAAUAAUGAAUCAACCAAGAGAUAAACAAGGAAGGGGACUUUUGUAUAAAUCGUCUACUGAUUGCUUGAUUCAGGCAGUUGAAGGUGAAGGAUUCAUGAGUCUAUAUAAAGGCUUUUUACCAUCUUGGCUGCGAAUGACCCCUUGGUCACUGGUGUUCUGGCUUACUUAUGAAAAAAUCAGAGAGAUGAGUGGAGUCAGUCCAUUUUAAGUCCUUAAAGAUCCAGACCAGUAAUAACAGUAUUCAGUGUCACUGAAAUGUGGGCAUCUGAAACACACACUCCCUAUUACUUCUACCUCUUUAGAAAGACACCUUACUCCACAAAGACUGUGAUUUAUAGGGGGCAGCACUUUGUUUUUCUCUGGAGAUCCAAGUUCUCUUUGACUACUCCUUUUGUCCAAAAAUGAUCUGGUCUUCUGGUCGGAUCGCACAAGGCCACCCAAUGAGACCCAGCACAGCAUUUUCUAAAGAAGAAUACAACCCUGACCACUUUCACCUUUGGCGAGAAGGUUUGACCUUCUUUGAGAUGCUAUUCUGUGCUGAAGAGCCUGCUUAGAGGAGCAGUGCAGGAGGGAGACAGCAUCUCAGACCUGAAGUAGACACUAGGGCUGUGGGAGAAUAUAUACAUAGUGUUUAAGAAAUAUAUUUAACCUGUCAUGUCAGUAUUUACAGUAGAAGUUUGACGAUUCACUUUUCUGUUGUUAAAGUGCACGUAUUGUAACUCAAAGGGAGAUGAAUGAAACUAUGUAUAAACAUUUUGAGUUUCCCUAGUGUUGAAGGAAGUUGAUGUAUCUUUUUUUGCCAGGAGAAUGAAAAAAAUUAAAUUCUGAGUUUCAAGGAAAGAAGCUAUUUUCUGCCAGCACCCCAUCGUUAGAUCUGUGUUCGUUGAUGAGCACUCCACUGCGUGUCUAAGGACUUUCCUGACAGCCACAGACUCCAAAUCCUGAUGAAAGCAGAGAAGAGCAUUUGCCUUGUUAUGUAUGCUGUUACAACUUGAAUUUGUCACUAGCUCUCAAGAAUCUCAAUGUAUAAGAAUUUUAAUUUGUUUGAUUAAGACUCACAAGUCCUCUUUAUAAGUGCUACCAUCAGUCUUUUAGUGGUGUUUUAAAAGCAAGUCUAAUGUAUCGUCAGCCAACACUGGUAUGCAUCCUUUCUUAUCUCCCCUGCCCUAACACUAAGGGCAUUACAGAGAUAAUCUAGAAAUCACACUAAAGCUGCCUCUAGCCUGAAUCUUAACCAGUUUGACAGAGCUUCCUAACCUAAAAAAAUGUUAAAUAUAAAGUAUCUGUAGUAUACAGUUACGUUUCCAAUCAUUGAAUCAAAUCCCUUAUUUUAAAAAGUGAAGGAUUUCUUCAGAUCCACCUACAUACCACCUGCUCCUUCAACCCCAGACAGUAGGCAUUUCUGGAUGGAUGUUAGGGGUGGUGGUUGUGAUUGUUGAAACAGCAAAACUAAAAAAACUCAGAUGCAAGAAACAGCUUGCUGCUAACCAGACAGAGUUUGUUGUGGACAUUGAUGAUGUUGAACAAAAAAAUGCUUAUAAAUGCUCUGUGGUUGCAUUAAUGUAUAAUCACUGCCAUUUUGGGGUGUGUGGGAAGAGUCGUAAACUUUAUAAUGUGAUGCGUUAAUAUGUAGUGGCUUAUUGUUUUUCUGUUUGCAGAAUGUGGAGUUUAACUCUUAAAAUCUUUAGGUAGUCUGCUUUUCCACUGCAUUCGUCAGUCUGUAUGAAUUAAGUUAUUAAACAUAUUUAAAAUAUAUUAUGUGCUAAAUUCCCAAGUGUAUGCAUUGGAACCACUUUGGGGAAAUUUUUUUUUUUUAAUGUUUAAUCUUUAAAAUUAAAGACUGUAUCAACCUAAUAAUAUGAACUGGACCAUAACAAAAUUUAUUUAGCUUAAUUCUUUGGGGGCCUUGGGAUGAAAACACUGCUUAGGUUCUGAGACUGUUCCAUUGUAUCUGGGUCAACGUGAAUAACUACAGAAUUUUUAUCCUGAAAUGACUUCCUGGGAUCAUUUGGUUUAACCCACUCAUUUUACAUGUUAGGAAACUGAAGCCCAGAAAAAGAGUUCCUUAAGGCCAUAAGUUAUUUAGUUGCAGAGCCAGGAUAAAAACACAGAUCUCCUAAUUAUUAUGAUUAUUACAACUUACAGUUAUUGUUCACCAAGAAAAUGUCUUAUGCCAUCUUCACAACAACCCACUCUAUUGCUCUGGAGUGUCUUCCAAAUACACGUUUUUCUUUAUGGCACCUCUAAUAUUUUUAAUGAAUAAAAAUUGUCUCAAGCAUACAUUUUAGAACGGAGUCAUCAUGCUUUAGUUAGCUUGAACAUUAAGACCUUCCAUAAGUGGCCCAUAUCCUGUAUAUCCCAUCAUAUUCAUACUUUUCCAGUGAAACCAUGUUCAUUAACGUAUGUUGGACCUUUGCGUUAUUUUUGCCAACUUGCAAUCAUCUUGUUCUCUCCGAUUUACAGUAAAUAAAAAGCAAUAAAAAUUUCAGGAAUUUCGUGUCUACACUCAUAGACUUAACCAUUUCAACUUCAUUUUAUUAUUAUAGUACUAUUGUAUAUAUUUCUCUACUCUUCAGCUCAGUAUUGAUAGUUAACAUCUAAGCUUCUUUUGCCUUGCUUUCUCAUGUUCUCAAAUGAUUUUUGUCACUGAAAAAAUAUAUUCAUAUUUUUAAUUACAUACAGUUCUUUGCUCUUUAUGUAUACAAGUAGCAUAGAUAGCCAGAUAACAUUUCUUCAAGUCGCUUCUAGUAGAAAUAAUAUGUCUUCAUCGAGUGUCCUAAAACCUAUAUAAUUAUAAGCUACUAAAAAAAAAAAAAAGUAGGAAAAUGUCUUCUGUUUUAUUAUGAUUCCAUAGUCUUAUUUAGUAGCUUUGCUCUGCUGUUAGGUACUCAACAAUAAUUGAUUACAGCUACAUAUGAGUCAAUUUUAUCUUCAUUAUUUUAAGAGUCUAGCUAUUGUAUAAGACUAGUCUGAAAUUUCUCUCUUGGCUAAGAAGAAAAAGAAAACAAAUUCAAGAAGAUUUUAAAUGUAAUUUGCUGUUGAGGUGUCUUCAAGUUUUCAAGCACAUUUUUUUAUUUCCAAUUGACAUAAUUAUGCACCUGCUCAGUUCAUGAAAGCAGAUUCUCCCAGGGCCUCCUAUACGGAAAAUGCUUAAUUUUAACACUUGAUUCUGUUACGAUUCAGUUAUCUCAGAUGGAAUCAAGACUCAUUAAAGUGUUUACCAAACAAGUAUAUAUUAUUACUAAGUGCCAAAUAAUACGGAGGGAAGGCUGAACCUUUUGUAAGUACUGACCUUUUUCAUGGUUUGUGUUCCACUUAGGAUAAUAAUAUGACUAGGAUCAAGUCUCUUCACUUCUCUGGAUUGCCAUUUCUUGUUCUAUAAGAUGAUGUUGGGUGCCAUCAGUGACCCCAUUUAUGGGGCAGUUCUACUCUGUCUUACAGGGUCGCUAUGAGUUGGAAUCGACUCGACGGCACUGGGGGGUUUGGGGUAGUGACCCCAUGUGAUAAUAGAACUGCCCCAUAGGGUUUUCUAGACUGUCUGCGGGAAGCAGAUGGCCAGAUCUUUCUCCCUUGGAGCCCCUGGGUGGGUUCAAACUGCUAGCCUUCUGGUUAGCAGCCAAUCCCUUAACCGUUAUAUCACCAGGGCUCCUAUCUAUAAGACAGAGGGACAGAAGUUUAGAAUAUUAACUUUUAUAUACUUAAAAGGGGCCAUUAUAUUGACAUCAUAUUAAAAAAUAGGAUUAUUUUAUUAACAUUUGUCUUCUGUGUUUCAUUUCAUUUCAUAUAUUUUAAGGAUACGGACAAGUCUGUCCAGGCCUUAAAGUUAAAUAAAGCUUGUUUUAUGACUGAACUGUAUAAUCUUGAAAUCCAUCCUUAACAGAGUAGCAGACUCUUCUUCCUUCAAGCAGCUCUGGGCAUGUCACCCAAUAUUCUUACCUUCAAUAGCUCCUUCAUACACAUGCAGUGAAAAUUAAAAUCUUUAAUACCAUAUUCAAGACCCUUUCAAUGUGACUCCAACCUAUUUUUUUUUUAGCUUUUGCCCUUCACUGUAUACCUGCACCCACCUUGCAGCUGCACCACUCUACUUACUUCCCUGAAGGUGCUCUAAACUUGGCUGCUGCUCCUGGUGUGUUCUCCACCAGACUUUUCUCCUACCACCACUGCUACCCAUUCAGCUUCACCCUCUUUGGUCAAAUUCUCCUUGAACAUCUGGAAAGAUCACAUAUUACCUGCUCUCUGAGGUUUUCAACACCUUCAACACUGCCAUAUUCUUAUAGCACUUUGUGACUCUCAUACACCAUUUAACACUUCAUGGUUAUUUAUAUACAUGUCAGCUUCCCCACACUAAAGGAUGAACUGUUGGAAAGCAAGGACCUUGUAAUAGAUCUUCGUAUCUCCUAAAGACUUCAACUAGGAGCUGCUUGAAAGAUCUUUGUUGAAUUGAGAAUUUCUUUUGAAGGGGAGGAAAGAAAGAAAAGCAUUAAUACACACAAGCAGUAUGUUGUUUUUCUCAUAGGAAUGAUCAAGUUGGGUCGAUAACACUUGUGAUCUCAUAAGAUCCUUUACCAUAUUAUGUGCUUAACUGCAUUUUUCUGAAAGAUCAUAUGUGUUUAAACACACUAUUAUCAUUUUUAAGAAGUAUCGGUUUAAUAGCUGUUCCCACAAAAAUCUGGAAUUUGGUAGUUUUAAAUAUCAAAUUUAAAUAACAUAUAGUUGAUUUAUUAUAUGUUUACAGUAUUCUCCAUUUUAAGAUUUUGUGUGGAAAUUUUAUCACUAUUUUUACCUGCGUUGAUACCUUACUAAUGCACAUUUUAUCCACUCAAGUGGUUUAUUAUUUCUGAGUUUUCAGGAAUACAUGACUAUUUUUCUUUCCCCGUACUUUACCCCAACAGGCUGCUGUGAUUGUCAGCAGCAGCAGGAGCCACUCUGAAAGCUUGAUAAAAGCAGAUGAAGAUGCUUAACGAUGUCUGUCUGCUGAAAAUACCUGCUAACAGGAAUAUAUGUGAGUAAAUAUA
Molecule: messenger RNA, 11104 nt
Organism: Loxodonta africana (African savanna elephant)
Lineage: Eukaryota; Metazoa; Chordata; Mammalia; Proboscidea; Elephantidae
Gene: SLC25A27
Product: solute carrier family 25 member 27
Exons: 9
Coding region: 5353-6297 (314 amino acids)
Biological process (GO): response to cold
Molecular function (GO): transmembrane transporter activity
Source: RefSeq, a predicted model, not a curated record